Molecule: messenger RNA, 1077 nt
Organism: Cryphonectria parasitica EP155
Lineage: Eukaryota; Fungi; Ascomycota; Sordariomycetes; Diaporthales; Cryphonectriaceae
Product: glyoxalase I
Exons: 5
Coding region: 1-963 (320 amino acids)
Molecular function (GO): metal ion binding; lactoylglutathione lyase activity
Source: RefSeq, a predicted model, not a curated record
AUGGCGUCGACAACGGAUUCCAAGAACUACAAGUUCAACCACUCGAUGAUCCGGGUCAAGGACCCCAAGGCAUCCGUCAAGUUUUACGAGCACCUCGGCAUGACCGUCGUCAAGAAGCUGUCCUUCCCAGACAACAAGUUUGAUCUUUAUUUUCUGGGCUACGACUCCCCGCAAGCUCUAUCCCACGGCAAAGCCGCCUUUGACAGAGAGGGUCUUAUCGAGCUGACACACAACUACGGUACUGAGGAUGACCCGGAGUACAAGAUCAACAACGGCAACGCCGAACCUCACCGCGGCUUCGGGCACACCUGCAUCAGCGUGGACAAUAUCCAGGCCGCCUGCCAGAGGAUCGAGGAUGCUGGGUACAAGUUCCAGAAGAAGCUCACCGACGGCAAGAUGCGCAACAUCGCCUUUGCCCUGGAUCCGGAUGGCUACUGGGUAGAGAUCAUUGGCCGCAAGCCUGUCGAGGAGACGGCGGACGUUAAGGAGACUGACGUAUCCACCUACCACAUGAACCAUACCAUGAUCCGGGUCAAGGAUGCUCAGAAGUCCCUCAAAUUCUAUCAGGAAGUCAUGGGAAUGUCACUCAUGAGAGAAGGCGGAAACCCCUCGGCUGGCUUCACGCUGUACUUCCUGGGCUACCCGGGCGAGCAGGGCAUGCCCCAGGACGGCAAGACAGCUGGCCGCGAGGGUCUCCUAGAACUGACGUGGAACCACGGUACCGAGAAGGACGAGAGCUUUAGCUACCACAAUGGGAACGACCAGCCGCAAGGGUUUGGCCACAUCUGUGUUUCUGUCGACAACAUCGACGCCGCCUGUGAGCGGUUCGAGAGCUUGAACGUCAACUGGAAGAAGAGGCUGACCGACGGGCGCAUGAAGAACGUGGCUUUUGUCCUGGAUCCUGAUGGCUACUGGAUUGAGAUUGUCCAGAACGAGAAGUUCACCGGCAAGGAGAACUUCUAGGGGACAGGACGAACACUUUGACUUUUUCCUGCUACAAUGUGCUGUGUAACAUAGCAAGGUCGAGUUAUGGUUGUGAAUGAAACAACUCGGAGAACCUAAGAGGAAUGCGCCCUU